This is a messenger RNA of Pelobates fuscus (common spadefoot toad), 1337 nucleotides long. RefSeq names its product leucine-rich repeat-containing G-protein coupled receptor 5-like. Gene Ontology annotation, molecular function: protein binding. The record is from RefSeq and is a predicted model, not a curated record. NCBI's taxonomy places the organism in Eukaryota, Metazoa, Chordata, Amphibia, Anura, Pelobatidae. The transcript has 3 exons. Bases 15 to 1337 code for a protein of 440 amino acids.
GUGAACAUAUACUCAUGGACAUCUUGAGUCUCGUUUUGGCAUGUUUUACCUACAUCAUUUUCACCUGUCCUUUUUGCCUGUGUGUGCUGAGAGUGAAAUGCCAAGUGCUGGAAAGAAAAUAUUUUAAGUCGGACAUAAAUUUAACAUUCAAUGAAUGUGAUAAAUUUGAACUUCUGGACUAUAAAAUCGGUGUACAUUGUAAUAAGAUAGAAGCCCUCAAUGAAUCCUUGUCAGAAGUUCCUCUGGAAACCGACUGGCUUUGUCUAACAGAUUAUAAAGGCUCCAAAAUUGAAACAGCAUCGUUUUCUCGAUUGAGGAACCUCCAAGCACUAUAUGUCACUGGGGUAUUUGAGCUUUUACCCAAAGCCUUUUCAGGAUUAUCUCAACUCUCUACUCUAUGGAUAGCAUUAGAAAACACUUCUGCCACUAUUACAUUUCAUAAAGAUACUUUUGAUGGUCUAAACAACCUCUUGGAGCUCAAAUUAUUUGGUAUACAGUUUUCUGCCUUGGAUACAUCAAUCUUUAACCAUCUUAAUCAUCUAGAACAUCUGAUAUUGGAAUAUAAUCGCAUCAGUUUCUUGUCAACAGUAACCAAAUCCUUAAAACUAAAAACAUUACAAAAACUAUCAAUAAUCAAAAAUGACAUUUACAUCCUAAGGGAAGAAGACUGUUUAUACUCAGACUAUCCUACAAACCGUGAUCAAUAUGUGGAUUUUAACAUAAGCGUCCUUGAUCUGAGCGAAAACUUUCUACAAUCUAUCGAGAAUAAUUCUUUGUGUAACUUUCCAUACUUGUUAGUUUUUAAAGCUGACAAAACUGGAAUCCAGACUAAGCAACUUUUCCAAUCAGGAAUUAAAAUGACUAAAACACUUUUCUUAACAAAUAUAUUCUUUAAUUCAGUGGAACUCUGUAAGUAUUCUUCCCGUAUGAACGUGACAGAGCUUAUAUUAGGAUAUAAUUCAGUGCUUGAAUUUGAUACAUACACGGACACCUGCUUAAAUUUGAAAAAAAUUGAUUUAUCAAAUAAUUCAUUGAAAAGAAUACAUCACAAUCAAUCAAGAAAAUUAAAAAACUUAGAAUAUUUAGAUUUAUCCUUUAAUAAAAUACAAGUUUUCAAUAUUUGCCCAAAUGAAACUUUACAUGAUUUUGUCAUGAAACUUGAGCAUUUAAACAUAUCUUUCAAUUUUGUAACAAAUCUUGCCAAAGGACAAUUCAGUUGUCUCCAUCAUCUUCAGCUUGAAGAUAUCAGGAACUGGAAGUCUCUGCUGCAGAAUGCUCUUAUCCUGUAUGAAUUGAACCCUGCCUUAGCCAUAUCUCUGGUGGGGGUGAAGUCAUGA